Messenger RNA from Cherax quadricarinatus, 1825 nucleotides. The record is from RefSeq and is a predicted model, not a curated record. NCBI's taxonomy places the organism in Eukaryota, Metazoa, Arthropoda, Malacostraca, Decapoda, Parastacidae.
GCCAGCAGUUUAGUGUGUGUGGUGGAGAGUGUGAGCUAAGACCAGUGUAUCUGCCGCCCACAACACAAGCCCAGUGCCGCCCACAACACAAGCCCAGUGCCGCCCACAACACAAGCCCAGUGCCGCCUACAACACAAGCCCGCUGAUUAAUAAAGUGACUGAAACUGUGAUUUGUCAGAAAUAAAGUUUUAGAAUUGUGUAGGAUCAAUAAUACCGUGAUUUUAUUACCUCUCUAAAGGUUUAACAGCGUGUGUCUCGACCCAAUGCAAAAGUUGCCGGUAAAAACACAGUGUAUGUGUGGUUUUUAAUCCAUAGGUUUAAAGAUACCGUGUGUUUUAAAUUCACAUGUAAACACCGUGUUUUAAAUCCACAGGUUUGAACACUGUGUAUGCGACUGUGUGUUUAGGAAAAUGGUGCGAUAAUGUAUUUGUGUAUAGUUUAGUAUAGUGUAUAUAUACAGCGUUGUAUAUGUGAUAGUGUUAUGGUUCAGCGCCAGGAGGGCCAUGAUGUGGCCCAAUGGCCCUAUGUGGCUCCGUAAUGCGGCCCACCGUCUGUACUUCAGAAGAGACGAUCCGCUUGUGUGGUGGAGCCUCACUGCGGAGCCCCAGUGGAACUUUGGGUAGUGUAAGAGAAGUUCAGUGGUUUUUGGAGUGUGGUGAAGCCUUAUUCCAGUGUUUUAUUGGAACCCUUAGCAUCGGGGAUCCAAAUUUUGGAACUCUCAGCGUAGAUCCUCAUUUUGGAACACUGGUUGUGUGUUGCAAGAGGUUAGAGGAGCCUAUGAGUGUGGUGGUGAAGCAGUGUGUGGCGGUGCGUGGCUGGCGGUGGUGGUGGUGGUGGUGAAGGAGGGAGCACCGCCUCUCCCCUUCCUACUGUCAGCCAUGCUGUCAGUCAUGGUGUCCGUGUGGUGGGCGUGGCUGAUGGCCGCCCACCAACCCCACGCCCACGAAGAGCUGCCCUCCCGUAAGACCUGCACCUUCCUGGAGGGCACGCCCACGCCCUCGCCGCAGCGCCCGCGGCGGGCGUCCUCCAGGAUCUGCCGCAAGUGCCGCAAAUUCCGCGAUGGACCGCGCCGACACAGCUUCGAUGUUGAGAAUGGCACCUCCCCAGGACGUAGCCCGCUUGACGGCACCUCACCCUCCGCGGGACUGGUCCUGCAGAACUUCCCUCAACGGAGGGAGAGUUUCCUUUAUAGGAGCGACUCCGACUUCGAAAUGUCGCCCAAGAGCAUGUCCCGCAACUCUUCCAUCGCCUCCGAGGGGUCUCGUGUUAUGUUGGCUACACUAAGCGAGUCUCGAGGGACUAAUGACGACAAGCCCAUACAUGGCGAAGACCUUAUUGUUACACCUUUCGCCCAGAUCCUCGCCUCUCUCAGGUCCGUCAGAAAUAACUACAUCAACCUCACCAACGUCUCCACCACCAAGUCGCGUCGGUCGAGCGCCGCUGCGGGCUGCUCCACGCCGCAGCCCAAGAGCUUCAACUAUGGAGAUGAGACAUACACUAAGGUGGCCUUGGAGACGCUGGAGGAGCUGGACUGGUGUCUGGACCAGUUGGAGACCAUCCAGACCCAUCGCUCCGUCUCCGACAUGGCAUCCUCCAAGGUAAGUCCUGGUCUCCCCUUUCUUCCAUCUCCGUUAUUCAUUUCUCUCUUGUAUCCCUGUCUCAUCUGCCACACGGCAUCCCCCAAGGUAAGUGCUGAUUUUCUCUUUCCCCUUCGUUCGUUUCCUCUUGCUUAUCCUGUUUGCGAAAUUAAUUUUAGUGUUUGUUUUUGUGUUUUAUAUUGACACAGGUGUUGCGUUUGACCAGUGUUUGGUUUCGUUUUAGUGUG